CUCGACGAACCCGACCAUGUUGCGUGUGCUAGCCUGCCUGUUAGCAACGGCCGCGGCCGCCGGCGCCGCCGUCAUCUCGGUCACACACGACGCCGCCUCCGGCAACUACUCGGUGCACGAUGGCGAGGCAGCAGGGUGGGUGGUGCGCGCUAACUUCUCCGACCAGCAGGCGGCCACGGGCUGGGCGCGCCUCGAGAUCGAUGGACGGCCCUCUGAGGACGAGGACGCCGACCAGGUGAUAGCGUUCGCCGCCGGCCUGGCCGAGGCGCACAUCACCAGCAACAUGAUCGCCGACUUCAUCUACAACGUGGUGGAGGACAUCUGCGCCAAGCCGGCCGACAGCAGCAAGUGCGCCGCCGUCAACGAGUACUUCGGCCGUAACCUCGAGUGGACGAGGAAGAAGGUGGAGUCGUCGUCGGAGCGCGACCCGUACUGGCGCCAGGUGGGUCUGGUGCUGAGUCAGAUGGACGGACUGCAGCGGGGCAUCGAGGACACCAUCCCCGGCGCGCGCCCGGACGCCGCGCUCUGGCUCAACGCCUUCCCGGACGCCAUGGACCUCAAGAUCGGUCUGCCGGUGAACAAGAAGCUGGCGGGCGCGGAGGGUCCCAGCGGCAGCGACCACUGCUCGGUGCUGGUGCGCCUGCUGCCCGAGAACGCCGACCUGCUCGUCGGCCACAACACCUGGGUCGACUACAACUACAUGUCGCGCCUGCUGAAGAAGGUGACGCUGCCGUUCCGCUCCGGGGCCGAGGGCGCCGAUACGGUGGCCGCGCCGACCGUGGCCUUCUCCGGCUUCCCGGGCAGCAUCGCCUCGCUGGACGACUUCCACAUCACGUCGGCCGGCCUGGUCACCACCGAGACCUCGCUGGACAACUACAACAAGGACCUGUGGACCUUCCUCACCACCAGCAACAGCGUCCUGCAGUGGAUCCGCGUCUCCGUCGCCAACCGGGUGGCCAACUCCGGCCAGGAGUGGCAUAACGCCUUCAAACGCUACAACAGCGGCACCUACAACAACCAGUGGAUGAUUGUCGACUACAAGAAGUUCGAGGUGGGAGCCGAGGGCGCCGAGCCGGGCCUGCUCUGGGUGACCGAGCAGAUGCCCGGCCUGCUGGUCGGCGACGACGUGACCCAGGUGCUGGCACACGCCGGCUACUGGGCCAGCUACAACCAGCCCUACUUCCCCAUCAUCGACGACAUCAGCGGCAACAAACGGCAGCGCGCCGAGCGCGGCGACUUCUUCAGCCACAACAAGAACCCGCGCGCGCAGCUGUUCCGCCGCGACCACGUGCUGGCCACCAACGUCACGGCGGCGCUGCGGCUGAUGCGGCACAACAACUUCACCGAGGACCCGCUCUCCAGCUGCAACUGCAGCACCGGCUACUCGGCCGACAACGCCAUCGCGUCGCGGCGCGACCUCAACGACCCGGACGGCACGUACCCGCUCAAGAGGCUCGGCUUCCAGAUGUACGGCGCCAUCGACGCCAAGGUGACCUCGGCCAAGCUGGCCGAGCGGCUAGAGUUUGUCGCCGAGGCGGGGCCGACGCACGACAGCCAGCCGGCCUUCCAGUGGAGCACCAGCCCGCAGGCGGACACGGUGCGACACCGCGGCCAGCCCGACCGCUGGGAGUUCGCGCCCGUCGACGUCACCUGGAGCUGGUGAGCACCGCGACGGACGUCACACUCCUCAUAGCGCCGUGAUUGUUGUUUGUAUUGUACCGUUCAAAAUAUGAUUUUGGACAGGGUCGCUCACUGAAUCCUCAUUAUUUUAUUUUCCGUCCGACUAUGGAUGGUAGCAUAGCUACACCGCGUCGGCAGCCACCACGUGCGUGCGCUCAUUUGUUCUCCGCGCGUGUCCGCAUGUGUGUGCGAGAGUUUGAGACCGAGAGUGUGAGCGUCGGCCGGCCGCCGCUUACACCGAUUUAUCCACCGUCCUUGGCGAGCGACUGUUUGUUUUCGUUGUUGUACGGCCAGCGCACGCCACGUGCGGGGCGAGCAGUGUCAAUAUACAAAGCUCUGUGGUUGUGUGCUGGGCAGAGAUCGGUGCACCCACUGCUGUGAUCCACGCUGCGACCACGGGUCAAUACACAAAACACUCUAUU
Messenger RNA from Amphibalanus amphitrite, 2102 nucleotides. RefSeq names its product putative phospholipase B-like 2. Lineage: Eukaryota; Metazoa; Arthropoda; Thecostraca; Balanomorpha; Balanidae. The transcript has a single exon. The record is from RefSeq and is a predicted model, not a curated record. The coding region runs from base 17 to 1663 and encodes 548 amino acids. Gene Ontology annotation, biological process: phospholipid catabolic process. Gene Ontology annotation, molecular function: glycerophospholipase activity. Gene Ontology annotation, cellular component: extracellular region.